AUGGUUGGUUUGUUUGCAGAGUGCGACGAGUCCUUCGUGAGCCGCGGCGGCGCGGUGAGCGGCACGUUCCAGGCACCGGACCUUCCCAACCCGAACAACAUCAGCCGCCAGUGCCUGUACACGUUCAUCGCGGCACCGGGCCAACGGGUGCUCGUCGAGUUUCGCACGUUCAACCUUCGCGGGAAACCGCCCGAUGGAGCCGCAGUCGGGGAGCUACCAGCAUGCAUGCACGAGUACAUGGACAUCUACUCGGAGAUGACGUCGCUGGAGGCGAGCGAGUUGGUGAACUCCGCGUUCGGGGGACGGUACUGCGGCCCGAUCCCCCCGCGGAGGCGGGUGUCGCUGCACCGAGCCGUCGCCCUUGCCUUCUACACCGACAAACCAUACACGCCACCCACUCUCUUCACUGGCACCUAUCGCUUCAUCAAUUCAUCGGAAUUCGAAGUGGGGAGUCCGGUUCCGAACACGUUGUGCUCAUUCGUAAUCGAGGCAACCAAGCGCAAAACGGGCCUGCUAUUGUCGCCCACAUACCCCGGGAUCUACCCGAAGGAUAUCAGUUGCAACUAUCAAUUCAUUGGGCAACCGGGGCAGAGAAUCCGACUCGAGUUCCGCGACUUCGAUCUAUUUUUCGGCGGUCCUCAUUGCCCUUUCGACUGGGUGCGCGUGUACGACGGGCUCGACAACUCGUCGGCGGUGAUCGGCACGUACUGCGGGCAGCAGCGCAACCUCGUGCUGUACUCCAGCGACGAGCGCCUGCUCGUCACGUUCUACACGCUGCCGCGCGCCGCCAACACGCAGAACCGCGGCUUUAAAGGCAUCUUCGAGUUCUCCGAGAGUUUUGUUAAGUUAGAUUUUAUAAGCAAACACGACGCCGAGCACAUCAGAGGCUCCGAGUGCGACCAGAAAAUCCUUAGCAAAAAGGAAUCUACUGGAUUCGUGUACCAUCCAAACUAUCCAUUCCCCUAUAUACAAAAAGUUGUUUGUAGAUAUUUUAUAUAUGGUAUGCAAGACUCGCAAAAUUUGGAAAGAGUCCGACUCGAGUUUCAAAACUUUUCUAUACCAAAAGGAGAAAAUCCGAAACCAGAUACGUGCCCGGACGGGUACCUGAAGGUGUACCUGCGCGGGCAGGAGGCCACCGACUCGUACGACAAGCACGACGCGGAGCUGUGCGGCGAGGGCGCGGCCGGCCCGCCCGCCUUCCCGCCGCCGCUGCUGUCGGACGGGCCGCGCCUCGUCAUGGUCUUCAGCUCGGGCGAGCUGCAGGGCCGCGGCUUCAAGGCCAAGUACACCUUCGAGACUGAAUACCGAGUGCCGGGCACUGCGGCACCUGGCGGCGAAUGUGCGUUCACCUAUCGUUCGGAGGCAAAGAAACGCGGCGACUUCAACUCGCCGCGCUACCCCUCAAACUAUCCGUCGCGCACCAAUUGCACUUACACGCUGGUCGCCAACCCCAACGAGCAGGUCACCGUCGUGUUCGACCACUUCAAGGUCAAGGCGGACGCGUGGAACGCCACCGCCGGCUUGUACGGCGGCGCGACGUGCAGCGAGGACUGGGUGGAGGCGUGGUGGACGGGGCGCGAGGGCUCGCGCGUGCCGCUGGGCCGCUGGUGCGGGCUCGCCACGCCCGGCCCGCUGCAGUCGCCGCGCGGCGCGCUCGGCCUGCUGCUGGCGCUGCACACCGACUCCGAGGCCGUCGCCUCCGGCUUCAAGGCGCGAUACAUCUUCGAGCCCGCGAAGUCGAUCUUCGGCGACUGCGGCGGCAACAUGUCCGGCGCGGAGUACGGUGUGAUUGCGUCACCGCGGUUCCCGCGCGCGUACGAGGCGCCGGCGCGCGGGGACGCGGCGCGCGUCUGCAACUGGUUCGUCACCGCGCGCCCCGGCCGCCGCCUGCUCAUCAACUUUCAGACCUUCGCUGUUGAAGGCCAUCUCACCGAACGUGGGUGCCCGGCGGCAGUGCUGCGGUUGUGGUACGAGAGCCCGGGCCCACCGCUCGAGCUAUGCGGCGAGAAGGCGCCCACGGACCGCUGGCAGUACCUCUCCUCCUCCAACUCUAUACGUCUCUCGUUUAUAAUAGCGGACAAGUCGGUGGGCGCGGCGGGGUGGCGCGCUAUCUGGACUGAGGUGACCACGGACACUGAGGGCUGCGCCAACGCGUGCGCCGGCGCCUGCCUGCCGCCGUCCGCCGCCUGCUCCGGCCUGCAGCACUGCGCCGGCGCGCCCAUCAAGCGGCCCGCGCACUGUUAG
Messenger RNA from Parnassius mnemosyne (clouded apollo), 2244 nucleotides. NCBI's taxonomy places the organism in Eukaryota, Metazoa, Arthropoda, Insecta, Lepidoptera, Papilionidae. The record is from the annotation of a GenBank genome assembly.